Molecule: messenger RNA, 3875 nt
Organism: Nerophis ophidion (straightnose pipefish)
Lineage: Eukaryota; Metazoa; Chordata; Actinopteri; Syngnathiformes; Syngnathidae
Gene: rps6ka3b
Product: ribosomal protein S6 kinase, polypeptide 3b
Exons: 21
Coding region: 363-2657 (764 amino acids)
Biological process (GO): intracellular signal transduction; protein phosphorylation
Molecular function (GO): ribosomal protein S6 kinase activity; magnesium ion binding; ATP binding
Source: RefSeq, a predicted model, not a curated record
UGGGAAGUCCCGGAAGUGAGGGAGGAGGAGGGGGCGGCACGUCGUCAACUGAUAGUCGGAUGUUACAUGUGGCUCUUCAACCUACGGGGAACAAAAAUAUAUUCCCCGUCACCUUUUCUCAUGUUAGACCGUUCGGAGCACGGGGCGGACUCUGCUCCACAGCACACCCGCAGAUAGGUGGUGUUCGCCCGCAGCUCGGCGCCAAAGAGACGCGGAACUAACCCGACAUUUUGUCAAAGAGGCCAAAAGAGAUUUACCGGGCGGCUGGCUGGAGAGUUAGUUCGCUUGAGUACCUGGGAGAGACGGCAGGAAUUUGAAAGCCGGCGAAAAAGAGGAGCAGGCGGGCCGGAAGGAAGGACAAGAUGCCGCUGGCUCAGCUGGCCGAUCCCUGGCAGAAGAUGCCGCUGGGGGGGACGCCGGGAGAGGAUGCUCAUAACGACCUGGAAGACUCCGUGGGCGACGACGACGCCGCGCUGCCCUGCGCUGAUGACGUGCCCAUCAAGGAGAUCAGCAUCACUCACCUCGUGAAGGAGGGAUGCGAGAAGGCCGACCCUCGCCAGUUCGAGCUGCGCAAAGUCCUGGGACAAGGCUCCUUUGGCAAGGUGUUCCUGGUGAGGAAGAUCACGGGUCCUGAUGCCGGACAACUGUACGCCAUGAAAGUCCUGAAGAAAGCUACACUGAAAGUGCGUGACAGGGUCAGAACGAAGAUGGAGAGAGACAUCCUGGUGGAGGUCAACCAUCCCUUCAUCGUCAAACUGCACUACGCGUUUCAGACAGAGGGCAAGCUCUACUUGAUCCUGGACUUCCUGAGAGGGGGAGACCUCUUCACCCGGCUUUCUAAAGAGGUGAUGUUCACGGAGGAGGACGUGAAGUUCUACCUGGCAGAACUUGCCCUGGCUCUUGAUCACCUUCACGGCCUGGGCAUCAUUUACAGAGACCUCAAGCCUGAGAACAUCCUGCUGGAUGAGGAUGGACACAUCAAGUUGACAGACUUUGGCCUCAGCAAGGAGUCCAUCGACCACGAGAACAAGGCCUACUCCUUCUGUGGGACGGUGGAGUACAUGGCGCCGGAGGUGGUCAACCGGCGAGGACACACACACAGUGCGGACUGGUGGUCGUACGGCGUCCUGAUGUUCGAGAUGCUGACGGGAACGCUGCCGUUUCAAGGGAAAGACCGCAAAGACACCAUGACCAUGAUCCUCAAGGCCAAGCUGGGAAUGCCACAGUUUUUAAGCUCGGAAGCCCAGAGUCUCCUCAGGAACCUUUUCAAACGCAACCCCUCCAACAGAUUAGGCGCGGGCCCAGAUGGCGUGGAGGAGAUCAAGAGGCACCACUUCUUCAGCACUGUCGACUGGAAUAAACUCUUCCGCAGAGAGAUCUCGCCGCCCUUCAAGCCCGCCGCGGCACGGCCCGACGACACCUUCUACUUCGACCCGGAGUUCACGGCGAAAACGCCCCGAGACUCUCCUGGAGUCCCGCCCAGCGCCAACGCCCAUCAGCUGUUCAGAGGAUUCAGCUUUGUGGCGAUAACCGAAGAGGAGACGACACAACCCAUGCCCAACACAAUUGUUCAGGUAGACACACUCGCGCUAAACGAGCCUCGUUACGUAAUCGCUCCGCUACCCGCCCAACGACCACACACUUUGUGCGCCCGCCUGCAGCAGCUCCACAGAAGCACGUCGCAGUUUUCCGACACCUACGACGUCAAAGAGGAAAUCGGCGUGGGCUCGUACUCCAUCUGCAAGCGCUGCGUCCACAAGGGCACCGGCAUGGACUACGCCGUCAAGAUCAUCAACAAGGCCAAGCGAGACCCCACGGAGGAGGUGGAGAUCCUGCUGAGAUACGGCCAACAUCCCAACAUCAUCACGCUGAAAGACGUCUUCGACGACGGCCGCUCCGUCUUCCUGGUGACGGAGUUAAUGAAGGGCGGCGAGCUGCUGGACAAAAUCCUGCGCCAGAAGUUCUUCUCGGAGCGGGAAGCCAGCGCCGUUCUCUUCACCAUCACCAAGACGUUGGAGUACCUACACGUGCAGGGGGUGGUGCACCGAGACCUGAAACCCAGUAACAUCCUCUACGUGGACGAGAGCGGGAACGCCGAGUCCAUCAGGAUCUGUGACUUCGGCUUCGCCAAGCAGCUGAGGGCUGAGAACGGCCUGCUCAUGACGCCGUGUUACACCGCCAACUUUGUCGCUCCGGAGGUUCUUAAGAAGCAAGGUUACGACGCGGCCUGCGACAUCUGGAGUCUCGGCGUUCUUCUCUACACAAUGCUGACGGGCUUCACUCCAUUCGCCAACGGCCCGGAGGACACGCCCGAGGAGAUUUUGGCUCGGAUUGGCAGCGGGAAGUUCUCGCUCACCGGAGGAUACUGGAACUCUGUGUCUACUGAAGCCAAGGACCUGGUGUCCAAGAUGCUACACGUGGACCCCCACCAGCGGCUGACGGCGGGCCAGGUCCUCCGCCACCCAUGGGUGACGCACCGGGACCAGCUGCCCAAGUACACCUUGAACAGACAGGACGCCCCACACCUCGUCAAGGGAGCGAUGGCCGCCACGUACUCGGCCCUCAACAGGAACGUCCCGCCGGUGCUGGAGCCGGUGGGCUGCUCCACUCUGGCCCAGCGUCGAGGCGUGAAGAAGCUCACCUCCACCGCUCUGUGACCACACCCCCCAUCCCCCCAUUCCCCUUUCUCUCCGCCCCGCGCCCCCCGUCCUCGCGUAACGUCAACUCUGACCUCAGUCCAGUCCAGCUGGACAGACUACUGAUGGAACCUUGGAACCGCUAACGCCAAAAAAGAAGCACAUCGGGACCCCCGCACCUUAACGGACUCUGUCUGGCCUCGGCCGCAGUUUUGCUUCGGACAAUCAGGACAGGAAGUGCGUGUGUAAAACACGACGACGGCAGGAAGACAAUAAUCCAACAUUAGCAUUUAAAGACGUAGGAUGGUGUUUGCUUUUAUCGUCGUCAUGGUUACGGGGCUCCGCUAGAAAGGAAAGUCAUCUCAACUCUUCAUAUAUAUAUACACACAUAUAUAUAUAUUUUUAUGUCUUUCUUUUCCUCCUUUGCCGUUUUGGCCAGGCGCCAUCUUCCAGCAAUCACACGACAGGAAGUGGACUUUGUCCCAUAUUUGAUUGGCAGGUGUGGAGGGCGGAGCCGACCAAAUGAAGCCCCACGCUAUUUUGACACCGUGACGUCACACAUAUGCAAAGCAGUUAUCGACGCAACAUUUUUUAGCUCCCUCGCCGGAGAGUGUAGCGGGGGCCAAAUAAUCCUGAGGCCGUGUGAUUUAUGCAAGAACAAAUAGCGUAGACUUUGAAGCACUCCAGGUGUCAUCGAACCAGACUUUGGGACGUUACCCGGAUUUUAGGCGUCCACAACUUCCUCUCUGACGUUGCUAACUUCUACAAAUAAAAACAAAAAUCUCAGGUUUUAUUUGCGACGACGAGCACAAGCCCGUGAUCCGCACCCCGUUUUCUCGACAAAUGUUGGUGUCAUCAGCGCCCCCCGGCGGUGGGUGUCAGACAGUGCACAUGCCCUCCCAGUCAGCAGGGGGCAGGGUUACGAGGCAAGAUUGGCGCCCAGCGCUUCCAGGUGCUCGGGUUUCUCGUUCGGCUUCAACCAACCACUUUUUAAUCAUGGACGUGUAGGACAGAAUGGGUAAUCUGUCUCCGCACAGCUCUGGGAACAAGGAAUGUAAAAAAAAAAAAAAAAAAACGAAAAAAAUAGCUAAUUAUUUCUGUAAUUAUAAGCGUCUUCUGUCAUCUUCCUCUUCCUUGUUGAUCCGGCCUAAUUAGGCGUGUUCAGCACCUUUUUCUGUUCUGUUUUUUUUUACCUGCAGGGAGACUUUCUAUGAAAAAAUAAAAAUAAUAAUAAGCUGA